Molecule: messenger RNA, 747 nt
Organism: Passer domesticus (house sparrow)
Lineage: Eukaryota; Metazoa; Chordata; Aves; Passeriformes; Passeridae
Gene: MRPL17
Product: mitochondrial ribosomal protein L17
Exons: 3
Coding region: 60-560 (166 amino acids)
Biological process (GO): translation
Cellular component (GO): ribosome; mitochondrial large ribosomal subunit
Molecular function (GO): structural constituent of ribosome
Source: RefSeq, a predicted model, not a curated record
GGCGCCCGGGCGCUGCCGGGAGGCGGCGGAGGCGGCCGGGCGGUCGGUGGAGCGGCGGGAUGCGGCUCUCGGUGGCGGCCGCCAUCUCGCAUGGCCGCGUGUACCGCCGGCUGGGGCUCAGCCCGCGGUCGCGCCUGGACCUGCUGCGGAACCUGGUGACAGCGCUGGUGCGCCAUGAGCGCAUCGAGACGCCCUGGGCGCGGGCCGACGAGAUGCGCGGCUACGCCGAGCGGCUCAUCGACUACGCCAAGCGGGGGGACAAGGACGAGCGCGCCAUGCGCAUGGCGGAUUUCUGGCUGACCGAGAAGGACCUCAUCCACAAGCUGUUCAAGGUGCUGGCGCCCCGCUUCCAGCCGCACCCCGGCAGCUACACGCGGCUGCUGCAGAUCCCCAACCGGGACGGGCUGGACCGCGCGAAGAUGGCGGUGAUCGAGCUGAAGGGGAACCCGCUGCCGCCGCUCGUCCGCCCGCGCCGCGACUCCGACAAGACGCUGCUGAACCAGCUGCUCAAGGGCUACCGGCAGGACGCGCAGCGGGCGCCCCGCGGCACCCCCGUCUAGAGCCGCGCUGCCCCAGGGAGGGGAAGGUGUGGGAGGAGGGCUGGAGGGUGGUGGAAGUUGCCACGGUGAGGGCUGGUGAGUUUGUUGGCUGCUUGCAGUGGUUUGGAGGCUCGGCAGGAGAAGGAGAUCCAGCUAGGAGCCCUGAUGAUUGGUGUUUUCUGUGUAAAUAAACUUUGUUUGGAAAGUC